UGGUAGAGCGGAGGACUGUAGCUGACUCCCCAGCAGGAGACAUCCUUAGGUCGCUGGUUCGAUUCCGGCUCGAAGGAGACGGCUGUGUCAUUUUUCCACGGCGUCCCCGCCUUCAAGGGUCCCUCCUACAACUUACACCCCAGCGACCAGCGGGCGCCUCUGGCACUUUCGCUGCGGAAACACUUUUAGAAGCCGUUCGGAGCACCCUUCCCCUGGCAGAACUCAGACGGCCAGGAGAUGAGCGCAUCUCUGAAUUACAAGUCUUUUUCCAAAGAGCAGCAGACCAUGGAUAACCUGGAGAAGCAACUUAUCUGCCCCAUCUGCUUGGAGAUGUUCACCAAGCCCGUGGUCAUCCUCCCCUGCCAGCAUAACCUGUGUAGGAAAUGUGCCAGUGAUAUUUUCCAGGCCUCCAACCCGUACUUGCCCACAAGAGGAGGCACAACUGUGGCGUCUGGGGGCCGAUUCCGAUGCCCAUCCUGUAGGCACGAAGUAGUUUUGGACAGACAUGGAGUCUAUGGGCUUCAGAGGAACCUGCUGGUGGAAAACAUCAUUGACAUCUACAAGCAGGAGUCUACCAGGCCAGAAAAGAAGUCUGACCAGCCCAUGUGCGAGGAGCACGAAGAGGAGCGCAUCAACAUCUACUGUCUCAACUGCGAAGUGCCCACCUGCUCCCUGUGUAAGGUGUUCGGCGCACACAAGGAUUGUCAGGUGGCUCCGCUCACGCACGUGUUCCAGAGGCAGAAGUCUGAGCUCAGUGAUGGCAUCGCCGUCCUUGUGGGAAGCAAUGAUCGGGUUCAGGGAGUGAUCAGCCAGCUGGAGGACACCUGUAAAACCAUUGAGGAAUGUUGCCGAAAACAGAAGCAGGAGCUUUGUGAGAAGUUUGACUACCUGUAUGGCAUCUUGGAGGAGAGGAAGAAUGAAAUGACCCAAGUCAUUACCCGGACCCAAGAGGAGAAACUGGAACACGUCCGUUCUCUGAUCAAAAAGUAUUCCGAUCACUUGGAGAAUGUAUCAAAGUUGGUUGAAUCAGGCAUCCAGUUCAUGGAUGAGCCCGAAAUGGCAGUGUUUUUGCAGAAUGCCAAAACUCUGUUACAAAAAAUUUCUGAAGCAUCAAAGGCAUUUCAGAUGGAGAAAAUAGAACAUGGUUAUGAGAACAUGAACCACUUCACAGUCAACCUCAAUAGAGAAGAAAAAGUAAUACGUGAAAUUGAUUUUUACAGAGAAGAUGAAGAUGAAGAAGAAGAAGGAGAAGGAGAAAUAGAAGAGGGAGAAGAAGGAGGAGAGGAAGUAUUAGAAGUGGAAGAGGUGGGAAAUAUUCAAACAGAGUCAUCUGGAGAAGAUGAAAGUCCAGGAAAAGGCAUGGUGUCCCUUCAGUCUGUCUCAGAGGUCCGGGCUACCCCAGAAGCAGCACUUCCAGUCUCCUCUCCAGAACCACCUGCGGCCCUGCUCCCUGCUGUGGAUGCCCCAGCAACACAGGGGGAGGUGGUGCCCACUGGCUCCCAGCAGACCACAGAGUCUGAAACACCACUCCCUGCAGCAGCAGCAACUGCGGAUCCCUUGUUGUACCCUAGUUGGUAUAAAGGCCAAACCCGGAAAGCCGUCACCAAUCCACCUUGCACCCAAGGGAGCGAAGGUCUGGGACAAAUAGGGGCUCCGGGUUCUGAGGAUUCGAAUGUGCAGAAGGCAGAAGUGGCAGGAGCUGCAGCCAUUGAGAGGGCAGCAGCGAGUGGUAAGGAAACUAGUUCACCUGCAGCUACUUCUCAGAUUGGAUUUGAGGCCCCUCCCCUCCAGAGCCAGGCUGCAGCUCCAGGGAGCACGCAUGGAGCUGAUUCAGAGCCAGCUCGCCAUGUCUUCUCCUUUUCAUGGUUGAACUCCCUGAAUGAAUGAUGUUCAUUCCAACUGCUGCCCCUCCGUCUGCCUGGCUGAGAUACACAUAGGCAGCAGGUGACUUAGAUGAAAUUAACAUGAUGCAGACGAUGAAUGGGACCUGUAAGUGGGAUUUCUGCAAAGGAAACAAGCAAAAACUGUUAUCCCAGAUGACUUACCUAACACAUUGAGGGAAAAGAACACUCUGAGAAAAUAGCUGCAGUAAACAUUGGAGAAAAGAAACUCGACCUUCUGGAAAUCUUUUACUGUGUGGGAAACAUUGUGAAGGGUGUGUUAGGUGUGGUACCUGUGUUUGUGUCAGUAACAAGUGGCAAAUGUUGAAAAAAGUAGGCACUACACUCUCAUCUCUAAUAGGCACUAGCUGUUUGGUAUUCUAUCAUAGUAGUUCUUAUUUCUUUUUUUCCUCAACAAUGCAGGUGGGCAGUGAAAUUCAUUGCCAAUUUAGUAGUGACUGAUUUAUCAAUAUAUGGGUAAAAGGUAAAUCAUUGACCAAAGCUAUGAAAUAUUUCACAAAGUUGUCCUCAUUUCCAUAGUAGACAUCACUGGGCAUAUAUCCAGAAAUGUCCUUUAAAUCUGGGGGUGCUUCAGAAGGCUGAAGCCUUGUGACAUUUUUCUAAUCUUAUUUGUAGAUUGCCAUAUAUCUCUAUUCACAUAUCAUACAGAUGCAUGAAAAGAACUUCUAGCAGGAGCUCUCUACUUUUUCAUAUAUCCACUGUGGCACCAAUCUGGUAAACUAUAGAACAACUGCAUGUAUUUAAACACAUAGGCACAUGAGACACAAUUAAAUAUAUAUGCAAUUUAUAUUUAAAUCAUGCUUUAUUUGUUGCACCGUAAUGCCUCCUUCAGUAUACAAAUGUAAUGACUCUGUACGAACUCUUAAAUAAAUGCUGUUUUUAAAAAUUUAGUCAUAAUGAUUCAUGCAGUGUUGCCUAUUGUCACAUUAGUCUAUUAGUCAAGUGUACUUCAAAGGCCUCAGGGGAAGAAGUGUAUUCAUACAUACAAGUUAAUUUCGAAGUAUUAGACAUUCUGUUGCAUUUUUCAAGUUAAAACUAAACUACCAAGGCCAAAUGCAUUGUAAAACUAAUUAGGUGUGCUACUUAGAAGUGAGUAAAGAUAAUCCAUAUUCCUAAGAAUCAAAGCAAUUAAGGUUGGCACAGAUAUAAACGUGCAAAUUAAUUCCUGCAGUU
This is a messenger RNA of Lepus europaeus (European hare), 3074 nucleotides long. RefSeq names its product tripartite motif containing 55 (gene TRIM55). The coding region runs from base 238 to 1887 and encodes 549 amino acids. The record is from RefSeq and is a predicted model, not a curated record. The transcript has 11 exons. NCBI's taxonomy places the organism in Eukaryota, Metazoa, Chordata, Mammalia, Lagomorpha, Leporidae. Gene Ontology annotation, molecular function: zinc ion binding.